Molecule: messenger RNA, 949 nt
Organism: Cyanistes caeruleus (blue tit)
Lineage: Eukaryota; Metazoa; Chordata; Aves; Passeriformes; Paridae
Gene: IL17B
Product: interleukin 17B
Biological process (GO): inflammatory response
Cellular component (GO): extracellular region
Molecular function (GO): cytokine activity
Source: RefSeq, a predicted model, not a curated record
UCAGGUGUUUCUCACCUGCAGGCCAGCACUUUGGGCAUUGAAUGUGCCACCUCAAAGUCAAUGUGGUCCUGCCAUCGCCUGGGGACCCCUGGGAGGAGGGAGAGCUCCCUUUUCGUGCCAGUCCUGCAGCCCAAGCCCACUCACCAUCCUCCUCUUCUUCCUCAGCUUCUGCUCUGCAUCUUCACCUUCGCCAUGGUGCCGGUUCCCGAAGCCAAGGACCAGAGCAAGGCAGCCAAGGGCAGGAGAAGGGGCCUGGCACGGCCACCAACAGCCCCCCCUGCCCUGGCCUGGGCCCCAGAUGACCCCUACACCAGCAUGGCAGAGUACGAGCACAGCAUCCAGGACAUGGUGCGCCAGCUGAGGAACGGCUCCGAGCCGGGGGACACCAAGUGCCAGGUGAACCUGAGGCUCUGGAGGUCCAACCGGAGGAGCCUGUCCCCCUGGGCCUACAGGAUAAACCACGAUGCCACACGGAUCCCAGCAGACAUUCCCGAGGCCCGGUGCCUCUGCACUGGCUGCAUCAACCCCUUCACCAUGCAGGAGGACCGCACCAUGGCCAGCAUUCCCAUCUACAGCCGGCUGCCCGUGCGCCGCCUGCUCUGCCCGGGCCCGGCCGAGGUGGGGCACAGGCCCUCGGGCAAGAAGAAGUGUCACAAGAAGUACCAGAUGGUGAUGGAGACCAUCGCUGUGGGCUGCACCUGCAUCUUCUGAGGCUGCAAAGCUACCCCCUGCAGCUCCCUGUGGGCAUCCAACCAGCUUGCUCUUGCUUAGCCCUUUGGGAGAGGCCACCUGGCUGGGCAUCAGGGUCAGGGGAGGUUCCUGUGCAAGAGCUCCUCAAAAUCCUCCUGCAGAUUCCAAAACCCUCAGCCCCAGCAGCUGCUUUGGGGACAUCCAGUGCAGAGGCAGUCCCAGUCCCUGACACCAACUGCCCCCAGCCUCCAGAGCUGCU